CCGAGCUCCGAAGCGCGCGCAAUCCUCCAUCGAGCCGCCAUAGCCUGCACACGCGGUGUGGCGCUACUGCUGCUGAUACCACUCGGUUCCCUUUCCCUUACAAGUCGAAGGGCAUUCGUUUGAAAGGUUUUCGGUGGCCACCAUUGCCCCAGUUCCCCACCGUACAGCGGAGGAUCCAGGCGUGCCAGUGCCAAGGACCAGUAAGCGAACAGAAGCAGGAACGUCGCACAGUCGCCCUUGGGGCAAUCGUAGCAGCAUCUCUCAGCCUACUGCAAAAACAGCUUGACUAUACACGAUGGAUCGGUUAGGAGGAGUAUCUGGCACGUCGGUGAUGGCUUCGCUGGGACCACGGAGUACUAGUCAAUUCCGCAAUCCGUUCGGUCGCCGUCCGUGGAUGGAGCAGAGUGGAGCGGCCGCUGCGGCACCCGGGGCCAAAGGUCUUAAGGGCAUCGUGGCCGGUGGCAUCACUGGUGGAAUCGAAAUUUGCAUCACCUUCCCCACCGAGUACGUGAAAACGCAGCUCCAGCUGGAUGAGAAGGGUGCCACGAAGCAGUACAAUGGCAUCAUGGAUUGUGUGAAAAAGACGGUCAAAACGAACGGCGUGCUCGGUCUGUACCGUGGACUGAGUGUGCUGCUGUACGGCUCGAUCCCGAAGUCGGCCGUUCGGUUUGGCGCGUUCGAAAGCCUGAAGGGUCGGCUGAUGGAUCAUAAUGGACAGCUUAGCACGUCCGGCAAGCUGCUGGCCGGUUUAGGCGCGGGCGUCGCAGAAGCCAUCCUCGCUGUCACACCGAUGGAAACGGUGAAGGUGAAGUUCAUCAACGAUCAACGCAGCGGUACGCCCAAGUACAAGGGUUUCUUCCACGGCGUUGGUAUGAUCGUGCGGCAGGAGGGCCUGUCCGGUGUGUACAAGGGGCUGACGGCGACCAUAUUGAAGCAGGGAUCGAACCAGGCCAUCCGAUUCUAUGUGAUGGAAUCGCUGAAGGACGUGUACAAGGGCGACGAUCCCCAUAAACCGGUCCCCAAGAUGGUGGUCGGUGCGUUCGGUGCGGUCGCCGGUGCCGCGUCCGUUUUCGGCAACACACCGAUCGAUGUGGUGAAGACGCGCAUGCAGGGACUGGAGGCGUCCAAGUACAAGAACACGAUGGACUGCGCGGUGCAGAUCUGGAAGAACGAGGGACCGCUUGCCUUCUAUAAGGGCACGGUACCGCGCCUGAGUCGCGUCUGUCUGGACGUGGCGAUCACGUUCAUGAUCUACGAUUCGUUCAUGGAUUUGUUUAACAAGUUUUGGCGCUAAGAAGCAUCAGGAACCAUCAGGUCUCUCCGCCAGACUCCGCCACCUUCACCUAAUCACAACUCAAACAUGACACCCACAACGGACGGCCUUCGAGAAUGGUUUGCACAGUCACGGGAAAAGAGGGGAAGAGAGAGAAAGAGAGCGCUAGUGCAGGAUUCCAUGGGUAAACGUGAACGACAUUCCAGAGUAAUUUCAGGGAUUUUAGAUGGUUUAGGGGUACGGCUUUUGACGACGGAAAACAUAUAAUGUUGAGUCAAACGGGUUCGAGAUACGGUUUGAUCUCUCGCUAGUGCGCGCCUCCUAUUACGCUUGGCCAUGGGAAUGCUUGCACGUUUUCUGUAGCGCACGAACAUAGAUUGAGACAGUUCUUUAAGAAUGGGUAGCUGUUUAACGCAAAACCGCACUGAUCGUUCAUUCCCGCCGUAGAAAUUCGUAACGUCGCGCGCGAGCAUAGCGUUUCACCUCAGACACAAGCCCUGCCAACCGGUUACCGAAUCUGAAAACCUAUCUUAACGCGUGACAAGCAGACGAACGCGAACAACGCGCAUAUCCUGUUUUACAAAAGCAUACGCACCGGAGGGGUUAGAAUGUGGCAAAAAAGGGGCAGAAGGGAGCCAAUUGGCCUAAUUCCUGGCUAAUAUCCGAGUCAGCACAACAUUCGACAACGAUCAAAACGGAACAAACCUUACGUACUAUAACUUAGCUUAAGCCUCAUUAUCGACGCACUGCAUUCCGCACUAAAUCCGCUUAAUUGUUUUAAGUGUUUGCCGCUUUUACGUGUGCUCUUCCUGCUGGUGGUUUACAAACCAGCGCUAAAUGCGACUAAACGAGUCGUUCGUUCCCAAAAAGCAAAGCAAGAACAAAAGCAAAACAAAAAAAAACCUUUACAAGUGUCCAGGGACAUGGUCUUCAUUAUCGUUGUUUAGUUUUAAUUUUAUCCCUUUUUGGCUCGGUUAAAUCGGAGGCCCCACUAUGUCAUAAAUAUGGUGCAAAAGCUAACCUGUUCCGGUAUUUAUACGCAAUCCCUCAUGUAGCGUUAUACAUCGUUGCCGAGUGUACUAAUAAUCCCUUCGCCUAGGGAGGUGUUUAGAAUGGAGCAGCAAGGUAGCAUUUAGAAAGUAGUCUUACAAUGAAAUAAACGGAAAAAUAACUAAACAGAA
Anopheles aquasalis is the source of this 2454-nucleotide messenger RNA. It is a transcript of the gene sea, whose product is annotated as mitochondrial citrate transporter scheggia. Gene Ontology annotation, molecular function: citrate secondary active transmembrane transporter activity. The record is from RefSeq and is a predicted model, not a curated record. Gene Ontology annotation, biological process: mitochondrial citrate transmembrane transport. Gene Ontology annotation, cellular component: mitochondrion. NCBI's taxonomy places the organism in Eukaryota, Metazoa, Arthropoda, Insecta, Diptera, Culicidae.